AGACCGAAAGCUGAACGGAAUCUUCAUCGGUGGAAGGACGCCCCCGGUGUGGUGGUUGGCAACCCGCAGACUCGGACACCAAAGACGUUAAACUUGACCUGGGAGGUGCAAUAGUAGCGCUUGUGAGUCUAAAGCCGAAGUGAUGGACCGUGGCCCUUUCUACCAACCCAACUGGUCCUGGCUUCCUGGGAUAAAAUAGUUCUUAUGAAGGAAGGAAGUGAAGAUACAAAGAUCAACGCUGCAUCCUUGACCAGAGACCUUGAACUAGAGCUUCAGAAAACAGCCCAGAAUCAACAACAGAGCAGAUAUUAGACUUUCUGACGGUGUCUAAGGGCCCCAGAAAAUGUCCAAGUCCCCAGGCUUACUGUCAUUCAAGGAUGUGGCUGUGGUUUUUACAUGGGAGGAGUGGCAGCUACUGGACCCCAUUCAGAAGCACCUGUAUCAAGAUGUGAUGUUGGAAAAUUAUAGCAACCUGGUAUCAGUGGGGUGUCAAGUUACCAAAGCAGAUGCAUUCUACCAGUUGGAACAAGGACCACCAUGGAUAACAGAGGAAGAAAUCCAGAGUCAGAUUCAUCCAGAUGACACCUGGCAAGUGGAUAGUCAUACAGACUGGCACCAAGAAAACCAAGGCAACCUUGAAACUAUGGAGAGUCACCACAUAAAUAACCCAUUUAGAAAAAUAUUGUCUCUAAGCUUAAAUUCUGAUGUCCCUUUAGCACAAAGAUCCCAUACAUUUGAUGUACUUGGGAAACACUUGAAGCCUAACGUAGAGCACAUUAUUCAGAAUAAAAGCUAUGCAAGAAACGAAGUGGAAUUUAAUGGGUACGACAAAGUAGUUCUUUAUACCCAGCAUGGGAAAAUUCAUAAUGGAGAAAAAUAUAAUGAAUUUAAUGAACAUUUGAGGGCUUUCGGCCAUAAGUCACAGCUUAUUGAACAUUGGAAGACUCGAGCAGGAGAGAAACAGUUUAACUGCAGUGAGUGUGGGAAAGUCUUUUCCCAGAAGGCAGACCUCCUUAAGCAUCAGAGAACCCACACAGGAGAGAAACCCUAUGGUUGCAGUAGAUGUGAGAAAGCUUUUACUGAUAAGUCAUGCCUUAACAAACACCAGAGAACUCACACAGGAGAGAAACGGUUUGAGUGUCGCAUAUGUCAGAAAAGCUUCGGCGGUAAGUCACAACUCGCCUCACAUCAAAGAACGCAUACGGGACAGAAGCCCUACAGGUGUGGUGAGUGCGAGAAGAGCUUCAGCAACAAGUCACAGCUCAUUAUUCAUCAGAGAUCUCACACGGGAGAGAAACCUUACGGUUGCGACAAAUGUGGGAAAAAUUUCCCCCUUAAGUUUAGCCUCAUUUUACAUCAAAAAACUCAUACAGGGGAAAAACCUUACGGAUGCGGUGACUGUGGAAAAGCCUUCAUCCAGAGAUCUGAGCUCAUUAGACAUCAGAGAACUCACACAGGAGAGAAACCUUAUCAUUGCAGUGAAUGUGGGAAAGGCUUCAGUGUAAAGUCACUCCUCAAUACUCACUGGAGAACUCAUACGGGAGAGAAACCCUAUGGGUGCAGUGAAUGUGGAAAGACGUUCUCCAUCAAGUUUAGUCUCAUCCUACACCAAAGAACACAUACGGGUGAGAAACCUUAUGAAUGCAGUCAGUGUCAGAAAGCUUUCACCCAAAAGUCACACCUCACUAUUCAUCAGCGGUCUCACACCGGAGAGAAACCUUACGAGUGUAGCGAAUGCCACAGAGCCUUCAGCCGGAAGUCCUAUCUCCUCAUUCACCAGAGAAUUCACUCAGGAGAGAAACCGUAUGAAUGCAUCCAGUGUGGGAAGACUUUCUCUCACAAGUUUAGCCUUAUUAUUCAUCAGAGAAUCCAUACAGGAGAGAAACCCUAUGGAUGCAGUGAAUGUGGGAAAACUUUUCCUAUUAAGUUCAGCCUUGUUUUGCAUCAGAAAACGCACACGGGAGAGAAACCCCACGAAUGCAGCGAAUGUCAGAAAUCUUUUGCCCAGAAGUCACAUCUUAUUAUCCAUCAAAGAACUCACACAGGGGAGAAGCCUUAUGGAUGCAGUGAGUGUUGGAAAACUUUCUCCCACAAAUUCAGCCUCAUGUUACAUCAGAAAACUCAUAGGGGAGAGAAAUCAUGAAAUAUCCAAAACUUGUCUUUGAGAGUGAAUGGCUCAUAACACCAGAGCUUACAUAGGAGCAAAACAAAGGCUACCGAUGUGGACACACUUUUUUUUUUUUUCCCCAAGCUCACACGUCAUCGCUUAUAAGAGGAUGGUACUGGGUAGAAUGCCAGACAGCAGGAAAUCCCUUCCCCAGUACAUUUUAGGUGAAUGUAGCCCAGAGGGAACAAAUAGGAGGGAAGAUCUGUGUGUGUGUGUGUGUGUGUGUGUGUGUGUAUAGAUUGUGAAGAUGUUGUUGGCAUGAAAUCCUGCUACGCUGAUAAUCAGAGAACUGACACUGAGGAAAAAAAAUCUAUAAUGAAUCUGAGGAAUCAUCUUUCAUGGGUGUUGUUUUAUGAGGGAUGUUAUAUUCUGUAAUUGUGACACAAUAGACAAUUAUGGGAAAUAUUAAGUAUGUAAAUAUACCUGUCAGAAAAUAAAGCAAAAAUUAUAUAACUA
Molecule: messenger RNA, 2623 nt
Organism: Felis catus (domestic cat)
Lineage: Eukaryota; Metazoa; Chordata; Mammalia; Carnivora; Felidae
Product: zinc finger protein OZF
Exons: 5
Coding region: 344-2143 (599 amino acids)
Biological process (GO): regulation of cytokine production; regulation of immune system process; negative regulation of transcription by RNA polymerase II
Molecular function (GO): DNA-binding transcription repressor activity, RNA polymerase II-specific
Source: RefSeq, a predicted model, not a curated record